CACGUGAUAUCACAAGAUGGCGACUUCGUUAUAGAUGGAUACGGUGAUGUGGUCUUUCUAACUGCGGUGGACAUUGUCAUCUAUUGCGCAUCAGUUAUCGCACCAAGAAUGGCUCUAAAUGUCUUUGACCAUGAUGAAUACAGACCACCAGUGUGGAAAUCUUACCUGUAUCAGCUCCAGCAGGAGGCACCACAUCCACGGCGAUUGACCUGCACCUGUGAGGUGGAUAACCGACCCAAAUACUAUGGGAGAGAGUACCAUGGGAUGGUCUCCAGAGAGGAGGCUGACCAGCUGCUGAGUGUGGCAGAGGGCAGUUACCUCAUCAGGGAGAGCCAGAGGCAGCCUGGGACCUACACACUGGCCCUACGCUUUGGAAAUCAAACCAAGAACUUCCGCCUCUACCAUGAUGGGAAACACUUUGUCGGGGAGAAGCGCUUUGAGUCCAUUCACGACCUUGUGACAGAUGGGCUGAUCACACUCUACAUCGAGACUAAGGCAGCAGAGUACAUCGCUAAGAUGACCAUUAACCCAAUCUAUGAGCACAUUGGCUACACAACACUCAACAAGGAGCCCACGCUGAAGAAACACUUGCCUGUGUGCCAGGAGGUUCCCGAUGGGCCUGCUCCACAGGGAGAGCGGGCUGACGAGGAGAAAGGGCUCACCUCGCUGGUACGUCGAGCCACCCUGAAGGACAACGACCACGCGACCAAGUAUGAGAAAGUCCACAAUUUCAAGGUUCACACCUUCCGGGGACCCCACUGGUGUGAAUAUUGUGCCAACUUCAUGUGGGGCCUCAUCGCUCAGGGAGUGAAAUGUGCAGAUUGCGGUUUGAAUGUCCACAAGCAGUGUUCCAAAAUGGUGCCAAAUGACUGCAAGCCUGACCUCAAGCAUGUCAAGAAAGUAUACAGUUGUGACCUUACGACACUGGUAAAAGCCCACAAUUCCAAGCGACCCAUGGUGGUGGACAUGUGCAUACAAGAGAUUGAGUCUAGAGGUGUUCAGUCUGAGGGCCUGUACAGAAUCUCAGGCUUCAGUGAUCUGAUUGAAGAUGUGAAGCUGGCUUUCGACAGAGAUGGUGAAAAGGCGGACAUUUCUGUGAAUGUGUAUGAAGACAUCAACAUAAUCACUGGCGCACUGAAACUGUAUUUCAGGGAUUUACCUAUUCCUCUUAUCACGUACGACGCCUACCCAAGGUUCAUGGAGGCAGCAAAGAUAACGGAUCCAGACAAGCGGUUGGAGGCCCAUCAUGAAGGUCUGAAGCUGCUGCCACCUGCACACUGUGAAACACUGUGUUAUCUCAUGGCCCACUUAAAGAGGGUAACCCAAAAUGAUAAAGACAACCUGAUGAAUGCAGAAAACCUUGGCAUUGUUUUUGGGCCCACCCUCAUGCGUGCCCCAGACUUGGAUGCGAUGACGGCACUCAAUGACAUCCGCUACCAGAGACAGGUGGUGGAGACGCUCAUAAAGAACGAAGACAUUCUGUUCUGAAAGGGGAUGACAAACAAUGAAGGAAUCUUAAAUCAUGAAUAAGUGAUUUACUCAUCAUUUAGAGAGGAGGAAGUGACAAUUGUGUUUUGAAUAUUUUCCCUUUGUUAAACCAAGACUUUAAUAAUAAUGGAGUAUUUGAGCCAUUGUACAUUCUCUCCCACUCCCAGUGAACCCUGUCUGAAGAGAUGUCUGUUGAGUUUGGAUCACGUACCUUAGACUUGUCUUUUGCAUGUUCACCCCCCCCCAUUUCUGUCGGGGGUAAUUGAUGGAACACACAUUCCUUCUGGAUAGCUAGUAUGUGUUUUGUUUUCAGAUAUUGGGUCACACCAAAGAGAUAGAGGACUCAUCUUUAUCUCUGACAUUAUAGCGUCUG
This is a messenger RNA of Salvelinus sp. IW2-2015, 1861 nucleotides long. Its product is annotated as N-chimaerin. Gene Ontology annotation, biological process: signal transduction; positive regulation of GTPase activity; regulation of small GTPase mediated signal transduction. Gene Ontology annotation, molecular function: GTPase activator activity. NCBI's taxonomy places the organism in Eukaryota, Metazoa, Chordata, Actinopteri, Salmoniformes, Salmonidae. The record is from RefSeq and is a predicted model, not a curated record.